UGACAGGAAAACUCCGAGUGAACUAUGGUUACCAAAAUUGAGGAAUUGGUGGACACAAAAUUCGUAAACAAAGUAGACGAUAGGCUAAAAUGCCCGUUCUGUAUCAAGGUUUUUGAUGAGCCCUGGCAGACAUCAUGUGGACAUCGAUUUUGCAAGGAUUGUUUGGAACGUCUCUUAGGACAAGAAAACCCAGGAUGCCCGAUAGAUGGUGAAUCAAUUUCAAGACUGCAGUCUUUUAGGGAUAAAUGCUGUGAGAGAGAAGUUCUAAACCUCCAGUGCCUCUGCCGAUUUAAUAAAAAGGGAUGCGAAUGGAAAGGAGAGCUCCGACACCUGCGGGCACACGAAGAUAGCUGCCAGCACGGUGCUAUUGAAUGUCAAGCGUGUGGUGAAACUGUGGAGAGAAGACAUCUCAAGGCGCACAGGGAGCAUGAUUGCAUCAACAGAGCUGUGGCGUGCACGUACUGUGGUGGUAAAGUACGGCAUAAUAAUAUGAAGGACCAUUUGGAUGUCUGCCCUAAGUUUCCUAUCCAGUGCAUCUUAAACUGUGGUGAAGAAGGUAUACCAAGAGACACGAUGGAAGAACACGUGACCACAUUUUGUCUUAGAGCUGAACAUUUGUGUCCUUUCAGUGUUCAUGGCUGUGAAUUUAAGGGCACCAAAGAAACAAUUGAUCAACACAUUGUGGAGAAUAUCGAGUCUCAUUUGGAAAUGAUGAACUACUCGAGCCAUGAAUGUAAGGAGAAAUCAAAACAGAUGGAAGAGAAGAUAUGUCGUCUUGAAGAAGAGAAAACUGCUUUGGAGCAUCAACUACAAAAUCAAGCAGAGGAGCUGGCAGCAGCAAGACAAAAUAUACGAACGCACCAGACAAAGUUGUCUAUGGUAGAAAACUCCAUGAUCGAACAAAAGAGGACCACUAAAAAGCUGCUCGGUGAUUUAAAGGUUUUUGAGGAAUCUAGAACUAAAGGGGAUGUUGUCUCAUCUCAGAUGGAAGAAAUAAUGAACGCACUGCGAGAACACGACAAGAAGGUGAGCAGUCUACAUGGUGAAGUAGCCCGUUUGAAAUUAUCCCCUGCCUCUCCGAAAGGUGCCAGUGAUUGCCGUCCAAACUCCGCCGUGUCUCUCGCUCGUGAGUACGAUCGCCGACUGGAAAGGAAUGAGCACCAAUUAGCACUGCACGACAUCCAACUGUCCGAUCAUGAUAUGCAGAUUCAAAUGCUGGAGGCUACGUCGUACAAUGGCACCUACUUUUGGAAGAUCGACCGCUACAGGCAACGCUUCCAUGAAGCUGUCGCCGGAAAGACUUUAUCUAUUUACAGCCCUGCUUUUUAUGUAGGACGAUUUGGAUAUAAAGUUUGUGCUCGUCUCUACCCAAAUGGAGACGGCAUUGGCAAAGGAACGCAUAUUUCCAUGUUCUUCGUUGUCAUGAAAGGUGAAUACGAUGCUUUAUUACCUUGGCUGUUUCUCCAAAAGGUCCACUUUCGAUUGAUAGAUCAGGAUAGGAUUCGGGACACGUAUGAUGCCUUUCGCCCGGAGCCUAACAGCUCAAGCUUUAAGAGACCUACAUCAGACAUGAACAUAGCAUCUGGAUGCCCCACGUUCAUUUCUCAUGUUGAACUGAGACAAGGUGGCUAUAUUAGGAACGAUACAAUGUUUGUCAAGAUAACUGUGGAUACCACUGGUCUGCAAGGAGAUAUGUGGCAGUAAAUGCUUGCAGGAACAGACAACAUCCGGGCCUGACAGUCAGUCUGGUCAGUCUUUUAAUCGUAUGUGACAUUUGCAAGAUGCAUUUGUUUGUGCCAUGUCUUGCACAUCUUGGAUCUGUUAUUUAUCUUGUCAAAAGCCAAGCUUCCCUGUCAAUCCUCAAUUUUAAAAUUCACUAAGAAAAAAUAAAAAUUGGCUUUAAGGGACUUGCGAAAAUUGCUCGGCGUGUAAGUCCAUGAAAAAGCCCCAGAAAUUAUAGGAUAUUUAUAAAGUGCAUUCGCAAUGCAAAACACAGAGUAUUUAAUUAGAAGAAUGACGUUUAUUGAAACGUAAGAAUUAUUUUAAACUUCAAGGACCAAAAAUUAAGUUUAAAUAAAAAACUGUCACAAAUUAUGUCAUAUUUAAAGGUGUAUCUUUAAAGGCACAAUACAGAUUAUUUAAAUGAAGAAAGAAAGUUCUUGGAAGCGUAAAGAAACCAUGAUUUUCAACUCCAAAGUCCAAAAAUGUGUUUAUCGCAGCUCUCCAAACAAUUCUCAUAAAAAUUGCACUUGUUUUGAGAACACGAGGAACGAUCCAACACCAGAACAUAUGCUUUACGGUUACGUUUUUCUUUCAAGAAAAUAUGCGUAUCUAAAAUAGUAUUAGAAGACAAAAACUGUUAAUAUUUCAGAAUGGAACAAAAUGACUUGGUAGAAAUUUAUAUUUUUGACUUCGACUGUCAUGAUUCAUAUUUGUCACAACAGCCUGUAUAAUAUUUGAAACCAUUUCGUUUUUUAUAUGACUCUUACAUAAUGAUAAUGGUAUAUUUAUAGAAUUGUAUUUUUAUUUAUGCUAUAACUAUGGAGAAAUGUACAAAUAAAUUAUGUUGAGCGAAUGUUA
This is a messenger RNA of Stylophora pistillata, 2580 nucleotides long. Its product is annotated as TNF receptor-associated factor 3. Gene Ontology annotation, cellular component: cytoplasmic side of plasma membrane; plasma membrane signaling receptor complex. NCBI's taxonomy places the organism in Eukaryota, Metazoa, Cnidaria, Anthozoa, Scleractinia, Pocilloporidae. Gene Ontology annotation, molecular function: tumor necrosis factor receptor binding; zinc ion binding. Gene Ontology annotation, biological process: regulation of apoptotic process; regulation of canonical NF-kappaB signal transduction; signal transduction. The record is from RefSeq and is a predicted model, not a curated record.